Molecule: messenger RNA, 1527 nt
Organism: Eruca vesicaria subsp. sativa (arugula)
Lineage: Eukaryota; Viridiplantae; Streptophyta; Magnoliopsida; Brassicales; Brassicaceae
Source: the annotation of a GenBank genome assembly
AUGUUGAGUAUCUCAGAAGUCAGGAGGCAGCCAAAAAAAAGAAAGAAGGAGGUUGUAAAUGGGAAGAGGAUAAAUGGUGGACAACUCGUAAUGAAACAGAAGAGGCUGAGUACUUAUUUCAAGAAACGUCGUUUGGAGGAUGAUGAUAGGAUCAAGGAACUUACUGACCGAGUAGAGCGGCUAGAGAAGUUGGUAGAGAUACUAACGAAGAAACUUCGUAGGAGGAAGAGGUCAGGGUUCACCCCUAGGAAGGAUGUUUUUCUCAGUUUACAUGGGAAGAAGAGAAAAAUUGGAAAAAAUCCUGACUUUAGUGGGGACCACACAAGGUAUGAUGAUGAUAGCCGUCGUGCAGAAGGUUUCAUAGGUGGAAGUCCUGCAUUUGAUGUUGGUGAGGGGAGUGCUCCUGAUUUGGUAGCAGAAGAUUUAGGGGCACAUGCACGAAACUUGAAAGAUGAGAGUAGUCGAGAUGAAGAGCCUGUGGAUGAUAUGGCAAUAGGGGUUGAGCCUAUGGAUGAGGAAUAUUUGGAAGCAGAGGCGAAGGAUAGUGAGUCAGCUGGGGCAGUUGAAACUAGGUCAGCAAAUCAGGGUGACGAUGGAUUAGGGGCAGAGCCUGGUGAUGUUGACGAGGCUGAUGUGGAAGGAGAGUCGGAGGACAGUGAGUCUUCUGGGGCUGUUGAUAGUAUGUCUCCUCCAAAUGAAGAUGAUGUGGAGGAAGAGAAUGUUGUGGAGGAAGAGGUGGAUGGCAGUGGGUUAUAUGAGCCAGAGGAUGAGGAUGCUGUGGUUGAAGAGGCGGAUGGCAGUGAGUUCUCUGAGCAAGAGGAAGAGGCGGAGUGUAGUGAGUCCUCUGAUAGAAAAGAUGAUGAUGCUGUGGAGGAAGAGGGUGAUGGUAGUGAGUCCUCCGAGCCUUCUGACGUGGUCAUACCACUUAAGGAAGGUGAUGGGAUUCCUAGACAGUGGGUUGUUGAAGGAGUGAAAGGUUAUCGUGGUGCUAUACUUUACUGGGCUACGACUAGUAACUUAUUCUACGUAACAGAUGAGGAGGGUUCGACAGGUCAUAAUAACUAUGGUGGUGGUUUGGUUAUAACUGAGGAGGGAUGUUCGAAAGUCUCUGGGGGAGAGGUUUCUGAGAGUGGUACUGUGGCCAAAAAAAUGAGUGGGGAGGAUGUUGGUGGACUAGACAAGCUGAUAGGGGCGAUAGUGAAGGAACUUGUUGAAUCAUUUGGAGAUGGAGAGAAGGAAGCAGAUGUUGGGGGAUGCAUCAAGUCGCAACUGGGGGAUCAAGUUGUAGAUAAGGACUUUCAGUGCGAAAGUGUUGCUGUAUCAGAGGGUGGCGUUGCUGCGAUUGCAGAACGUGGUGAAGAGGAUCCGCACGAUGAGGGGGCACAGGUUUUCGACGCUGAUGUGGGUGCGAAUGAGAGCGUUACAUGUCUGAGCGACUCGUCACCAUGUGAACGUAGUGAGAAGCAUAAGCCAGAAGAGUUGGAAGGGAAUAGAAUGGGAAUGGCUGAUCGGUCAUUUCGAAGCUGA